Pocillopora damicornis (cauliflower coral) is the source of this 993-nucleotide messenger RNA. RefSeq names its product histamine H2 receptor. Lineage: Eukaryota; Metazoa; Cnidaria; Anthozoa; Scleractinia; Pocilloporidae. Gene Ontology annotation, cellular component: membrane. Gene Ontology annotation, biological process: G protein-coupled receptor signaling pathway. The record is from RefSeq and is a predicted model, not a curated record. Gene Ontology annotation, molecular function: G protein-coupled receptor activity.
AUGUCAAACUUAGAGCUGCCAAAUCGAAGCCUACCUGUUCUUUUAAUCGAAGCAAGUAUUUGCGUCGCACUAAACAUUACAAGCAUCAUUGGAAACAGUCUGGUCUGUAUGGCAGCAUACAGAAACCCAAACAUGCGAUCAACCACAAAUCUGUAUAUCAUUGCCUUAGCAGUCAGCGAUCUGCUCUGUGCAACAAUAGAAAUGCCUUUAGCAUCUACAACGCUAAUCAUUGGAAGAUGGGAUUUUGGCGACGCAGUAUGCCAAAUGCAAGGUUUUAUUGACGUGUUUUCUACUUACGCAACCCCUGCAACCCUUGGUUUGACUGCAAUUAACCGAUACGUGAAAAUUGUAAAGACGAACCACUACAAAAAAUAUUUUUCGCCCCUCAGAUCCAAAAUUUGGUUGUGUUGUGUUUGGAUUUUCCUUUUUCUUUACUUAUUGACUGGUCGAGCUACAAAUUUACUCAGUUUUGAAUUCGUUCCUGGCUUUGAAGUAUGUGCUCUCGGUUUCGCAAAUAUGAGAGUUCGAAUCGUUCAUUUCUGCAUGAUGUUUGGACUGUUUUUCACUGUACCGCUAUGCAGUGGUAUGUUCAGCUACUACAAGGUAUUAUCCACUACCCAUCAACAUCAAGUGAACACAGCUCCAUCACUCCGUUACAGGACUAAUUGUGGAGGAAGCAGUUCAUUGAAGGAGAUACAUGUUACUCGAGUCUUGUUGUACGUGGCCACUGGAUUUUUGUGUAGCUGGAUACCAAUGUGGGCAUUCAUCCUUUGGAAGCGUUUUUCUCCAGAAACCUGUCUUAGAAAAGCAGAAAAUCUCGUUACUUUUUUUCUUUUUCUAAGUGCCACAAUAAAUCCUUUUAUUUACGCUUUUACAAAUUGUGGGUUCCAAACAGAAUUCCGCAAACUGUUGUGCUGCCGCCAUGCAUCAAACCAAGUUUCCGUGGCUGAUGUCGACGAAGUCAGCGAGAGGGAAGACGAAGCGAAUGUGUAA